Entrophospora candida is the source of this 404-nucleotide messenger RNA. The record is from the annotation of a GenBank genome assembly. Lineage: Eukaryota; Fungi; Glomeromycota; Glomeromycetes; Entrophosporales; Entrophosporaceae.
AAAAACGCGAUGCGGACUCCUUGGAAAAACGCGUACCACCACCAGAUAUAGGCAAAGCUGCUUUUGCAAGAUUCGGUGCCAAUAAAAAUGAUAAAGAUAAAGUCAAAGGUAUAAUCACCUUUGUUGAGGAGUUUGACGUUAAUGCUAGUUAUCGACUGCUAAUUACAGCUGCAGUGUUCUCCGAUGGUUUUAAGAGCUCGAAUAUUAAUGAUUAUAAAUUUCUCAUUGGAACCCAAGAUGUGACCAAUGUUUUUUCGUUCUUGAGCAUUAGUCCUCCCAGAGCCAAAUUUACUGACUGCACUUUUAGUAUCAAUGGACUUAGAGUUAGAGAUAUCGUUGGCAAGCAAUUCACUAUUAAGUUAAACAAUGAACAAAUUGGCCGUGAUAAAAUUUCAGCUUAUUAA